This is a messenger RNA of Stegodyphus dumicola, 2609 nucleotides long. Its product is annotated as adhesion molecule nephrin-like. Gene Ontology annotation, molecular function: protein binding. Lineage: Eukaryota; Metazoa; Arthropoda; Arachnida; Araneae; Eresidae. The record is from RefSeq and is a predicted model, not a curated record.
AUGCAUGUACCUUUACCUAUAUCCGAAUACGAAGCCGUGGCUGGAGGAGAAGCCUAUUUGCCUUGUAAUUUCACUCUUCCAAGUGAUCCAGAAUUGGUGUCUUUGAUGCUGUGGUACAGGGACCAAGAAAGAGUACCAAUUUAUACACUGGAUUUCCGCAAGGGAACAAGAGAUAACCCAAAACAUUUUCCAGUUGCAGCAUAUGCUGAAAGAUCUUAUUUUGAUGUAUCCAAAACACCACCUACGAUCAGGCUAGAUUCUGUAAGCAUAGAAGAUGAAGGUUACUACCGCUGCAAUAUAGAAUUUCGGAGAUCAAGGACGGUAGUUCGAAUAGUGAAGCUUAAUAUAAUUAUACCUUCCCGAUCGGUUUUGAUUAUGGAUGACCGAGGACAAAGGUUAAAAGGUUUAGCAGGACCCUAUGACGAAGGUGCUUAUCUCGCAUUGCUUUGCGAAGCAGAUGGAGGAAGUCCAUCUCCUUCUGUAACCUGGUGGCGAAAUAAGUCGCUUUUGGAUGAUACAUUUAACCAAGCUUCCCAAAGUUAUAUCAGGAAUGAACUGGUCAUUCUGGAGCUUCGAAGGUCAGAUCUUCUUGUAGAAUUAACAUGCCAAGCAUCCAAUACAAAUCUUACUAAGCCAUUAUCUGAAUCUAUUCAGAUAGAUCUAAACUUGCGUCCUCUGUACGUCAGAAUAACUACUCUCCAUCGUCCUUUGAAAGCUGGUGAUGAAUUACGGCUCAAUUGUGAAACUUCUGGUUCGAGACCACCAGCAAAGAUUUCUUGGUGGUUGGAUAACAAAAGGAUACAAAGUGGUAAAGAAUCCAUUCCUAACAGUCGGAACAUUACAUACAGCAGCUUAACGUUGAGGCCAGGAGUUGAUGACAAUGGGAAAAUGGUGGUCUGUAAAGCAGAAAAUCCUGCACUUCAGCAUGCUGUAAUGCAAGACACUUGGUACCUCAACGUACAUUUUCCUCCGGAAGUAUACUUGCAAUUAGGAGCAAAUAUCAAGUAUUCCACAAUAAAAGAAGGCAAUGAUGUGUACUUAGAAUGCACAAUUCGUUCAAACCCACCAGUUACAGAGUUAAUUUGGCUUUUCGAAGGGCGGAACUUUUACGGUAAUUCUUCAGUUGGUAUUAUUAUCUCCAAUCAAUCCCUUGUACUUCAAAAAGUUAAAAAAGAACACAGAGGGAGAUACAGAUGCAUAGCAACAAAUUCAGAGGGUGAAGGAGAAAGUUCAGAUUUAUUUUUGGAAGUAAGAUAUGCUCCUACUUGCAAAUCAGGUCAACGAGAUUUGUAUGGAGUUGCGAGAGAGGAAACUGUCAACAUAAGCUGUGAAGUAGAUUCCGAUCCAUCUGAUGUCACAUUCCGCUGGACUCUGAACAAUUCCAUUGAGAGCACAGAGCUGCACAACUUCAAAUCCAAUGGCCCUUUGAGUGUAAUCACCUACACACCGAAAACAAUGGGAGAUUACGGAUCACUGCUAUGCUGGGGGAGGAAUUCAGUGGCUGAACAAAAAGAGCCGUGUUUCGUGAGAAUUAUACCUGCAGGACCACCUGAUCCUGUGCGAAACUGUGUUGUUGUUAAUCAGUCGCAUUCUUGGUUAUUGGUGGAAUGUGAAGCGGGUUACAGUAAUGGUCUUCAGCAGAAAUUUCACUUAGACGUCUACAAUUCUGCUGUUGAUCAUCUGCAAGUGAAUCUAACAUCAAAUGACGUACCAUCAUUUUCCGUUCAUGACUUGCCUCCAGGAACACCCUUUGUUCUAGUUGUAUACGCUUCAAACGAAAAAGGCAAAAGCAAUUCUUUAGCUAUUGUGGGUCAUACACUUCAAACUCCUCUUUUGCAAGCUGAUACAGCUUUCAUGGCUAAGUUGAGCCCAUUGGUUGCAAUCCUACUAGCAGUGGUGGGGACUCUUUUAAUGAUUGGAGUUGUUGGUCUGGCUUUUGUGCAGAUUCGAAAAAGAAGGCCGAUUAAAGCAUCUAUUGAGGAAAACAAAUCCAAAAUGGACGUUAUUUUCAAGAAAACCGUAGAAGACUUAGCGGAAACAGCUAUUGCAUGCCCAGACGUUGUUCCACCAAAUAACACUGUCUACGUUAGUCCCGAUGGGGAAAGUAUUUGCGAAUUGCCGAAAGAUACUGAAAAUAUAAAAGGAAACUGCAGGAACUGCGUAGUCGCACUAAAACGUAGCUGGAGCUUCAAAAAGGGACAUCAAGAGAAAGCUGAAGUUGAAGUAACGUUACCAGAUUUAAACAGCGUUCUUGCAAUGCCCUCGGAUUCUCCUUCGACAACACUGUUAGGGGACAUGAUUAUUGAAGAAAAUUUAACUCCCAAGAAAAUUGUGAUAAAAGUCGAGCAACCCCCAGAAUCUGUUCUCAAGUCAAAGAUUGGAAAAUGACUGGUGAUCUUAGUUUCUGUGCCUGUGAUGGACUCCGAAAAGUAUGUGUACAAAAAAAUGGUGCUCAACUUAUGCUAAAUUCUUUAAAACUCACCGACAUCCUAUUUGUGAAUUUGAUGUUGGCCCUAUUAAUGAAUGUAUGGAUGUUACUCAUAUAAAAUGCUGAACAUAUCGAUGUCUCCCAUUUUGACCAAAUGUGAAUAAAGUAUAUUUUGUACCUU